This is a messenger RNA of Ostrinia furnacalis (Asian corn borer), 2351 nucleotides long. RefSeq names its product Bloom syndrome protein homolog. The transcript has 12 exons. The record is from RefSeq and is a predicted model, not a curated record. The annotation marks the transcript as partial. Gene Ontology annotation, biological process: DNA replication; double-strand break repair via homologous recombination. Gene Ontology annotation, molecular function: nucleotide binding; four-way junction helicase activity; 3'-5' DNA helicase activity. Lineage: Eukaryota; Metazoa; Arthropoda; Insecta; Lepidoptera; Crambidae. Gene Ontology annotation, cellular component: chromosome; nucleus; cytoplasm.
AUAUUCCCCAGAUUCGUGAUAGACGAAGCGCACUGCGUCUCACAAUGGGGUCACGACUUCCGACCCGACUACAAGCGGCUGUACUUACUGCGACAACGCUUCCCCGGCGUCAAGAUCAUGGCGCUAACUGCCACCGCCACGCCGCGCGUGCGCAUCGACAUUCUACACCAGCUGCAGGUGAACAGCUGCAAGUGGUUUUUAAGCAGCUUCAACCGGCCCAACCUGGCGUACAGGAUCUUAGAGAAGAAACCCAAGAGCGUGAAUCAGGAUGUGGCCAAUCUUAUCAAGGAAAAGUUCUUUAGGGCCUCCGGCAUCGUGUACUGUCUAUCGCGCAAAGACUGCGACAACUUGACUCAAGACUUACGGCGUUCCGGCAUUCAGGCGGCGUCAUACCACGCGGGGCUCAGUGACAAGCAACGCGAGGCUGUCCAGGCUGGAUGGGUCGCUGAUAAGCACAAAGUGAUCUGCGCAACGAUAGCCUUCGGCAUGGGCGUGGACAAAGCUGACGUGCGCUUCGUGGUGCACCACAGCAUGCCCAAAUCCGUCGAGGGAUACUACCAGGAGGCGGGACGCGCCGGACGAGACCAGGAGCCCGCCGCCUGCCUGCUCUACUACUCCUACUGCGACGUGCUGCGCCACCGCCGCAUGAUCGACAUGGAACGCAACUCAGUGGCGGAAGCCAAACGGGUCCACAUCGAGAACCUCCUUCGGAUGGUGGAGCUAUGUGAGAGCGUGACGGAGUGCCGCCGCGCGCACGUGCUAGCGUACUUGGGAGAACGGUUCAAUAGGGAGCUGUGUAUGGCUGCGAAAGAGACUGCUUGCGACAACUGCUUGCAAGCGCACGAUUACAAGCCGGUAGACGUGACGGAGGAGUGCCGCGUGAUCGCGCGCAGCUUACGCGACGCGAGCCGCUCGGGGCGCUCGCCCUACACGCUGCUACACGUGGCCGACGCGCUCAAGGGCUCUAUGCAGCAGCGCUUGAAGCCGCUGCAGGACUCGCCGCUGUUCGGAAAAUGCAAGUCAUGGCAACGAAGCGACCCUGCCCGCUUGCUACGCCAACUGGUGGUGCGCGGGUUACUAGCGGAGCGCCUCGUGGUCACCAACGACAUCGCCGCCGCCUACCUGGCGCUCGGGCCCAACGUCGACAAACUAAUGUCAGGCAACCUGCGCAUAGUGUUCCCUAUGAAGUGCGACAAGAAGGCGUCUCUACUGGCGCCAGCCGCGCCCGCCGCCGCCGCCGACUCGCCAGUGGCUGCCCUCGUCAAGCGCAUCGAGGAGCGCUGCUACGCCGACCUGGUGGAAGCCUGCAGAGAAAUGGGUGCGGCGCGCGGUGCGUCCCUUGCGGCAGUCCUACCACAAGCCGCUCUCAAGGCUAUGGCGGUGCGCCUGCCCGAGACAGCUGAGGACAUGUUAGCGCUGCCUCACGUCACGCGCGCCAACUACGACAAGUACGGAGCCGACCUGCUCAAGAUCACCUCGGGAUAUGCGGUCGAGAAGAUCGGCCUGCUAAUGCAGUACCAAGACGAGCUAGAAGAGGAGAAGCCAGCGGAUGACUUCCAGGAGUCGGGAGGUGACUCCGACACGGACUGGGCGCGCCUGGGCCAGGCCAGCCAGAGCAGCACGGCCAGCCAGCGCGGACGCAAGACCUACCGCGGCGGCGUGAGGAAGAGAUACAAGCGUAAAGGCACGUCGUCAGCCAAGAAGAAAGCCUACCGCAGUUCCUACACUCGCGGACGCGGCUCCAAUAGCACCUCUACUGGUUGGGGCAGCGCUUCUACUAGUAGGGGCGGAGCUAACACUAGUAGGGGCGGAGCCAGCAGUAGUAGGGGCGGAGCCAGCACUAGUAGGGGCGGAGCCAGCGGUAGGGGCGGGGCCAAGCUAGCGAGAACCGCUGCAACCAAAGCUCCGAGCAAGCUGGGCAGUAUGCCUGUCCCGAGGACCAAUUCCGCCGUCAUCAACACGCGGCCAGGAGUCUUUAACCCUUCUAAGCUCAACUUGCUGUGAAAAAUGUAAAGAACUGCUACAUUGCUAUAAUCUACCUACAAUAAUUUAAUACCAGUAAGUUGAUUUAUUUGGCCCAGUCAAUCGCUGCCGGUCAUCGAUUGAACAGGGGCUCAAAUGUACCUGAUAUUUCAAUAUAAUUAUUAUUUAAAUUCGAUCUGGACAUUUCAGCUUGUGAAUCAAAACUCGAUUCAAACACCAAUAUGUGUAAGAAUCUGUGAUUAGUUAUUUAAUCUAAUGUUGAAACUUAUCACAGGCGCCAUUAUUACUUUUUGUCUAGUUUAGAUUUAUAUUGUGACUGUAAUUCUCUAUAACUUUUUAUUUAUUGAAUCGAAUUUAAAUACUGAUGU